Chlorocebus sabaeus (green monkey) is the source of this 4798-nucleotide messenger RNA. RefSeq names its product cyclin and CBS domain divalent metal cation transport mediator 4 (gene CNNM4). The record is from RefSeq and is a predicted model, not a curated record. NCBI's taxonomy places the organism in Eukaryota, Metazoa, Chordata, Mammalia, Primates, Cercopithecidae. Gene Ontology annotation, biological process: magnesium ion transport; magnesium ion homeostasis. Gene Ontology annotation, cellular component: plasma membrane. Gene Ontology annotation, molecular function: sodium ion transmembrane transporter activity; magnesium ion transmembrane transporter activity.
GCAGUUGGCUCGGCGGCAGCGGAGCGGCCGGAGCGGCCGGAGCGGCGGUGCGGAGCUGGGCCGCGCGGCGUGGCGCGGGGAGCGGCGGCGGCGGCAGAGCCAGAGCAACAUGGCGCCGGUGGAAGGGGGCGGGCGCCCGGGCGACGGGCCGGCCCGCGGGCGCCUCCUCCUGGCGGCGCCGGUGCUGCUGGUGCUGCUGUGGGCGCGGGGGGCCCGGGGCCAGGGCAGCCCCCAGCAGGGCGCGAUCGUGGGCAUGAGGCUGGCGAGCUGCAACAAGUCGUGUGGGACGAACCCGGAUGGCAUCAUCUUCGUGUCCGAGGGCAGCACCGUGAACCUGAGGCUGUACGGCUACAGCCUGGGCAACAUCUCCGGUAACCUAAUCUCCUUCACCGAGGUGGACGAUGCCGAGACCCUCCACAAGUCCACCAGCUGUCUCGAGCUCACCAAGGACCUGGUUGUCCAGCAGCUGGUCAACGUGAGCCGCGGGAACACGUCCGGCGUGCUGGUGGUGCUCACCAAGUUCCUCCGGAGGAGCGAGAACAUGAAACUGUAUGCACUGUGCACCCGGGCCCAGCCCGACGGGCCCUGGCUGAAGUGGACGGACAAGGACUCACUGCUCUUCAUGGUGGAGGAGCCUGGGAGGUUCCUGCCUCUCUGGCUGCACAUCCUUCUCAUUACGGUGCUGCUGGUGCUGUCGGGCAUAUUUUCUGGCCUCAACCUCGGGCUUAUGGCCCUGGACCCCAUGGAGCUGCGCAUCGUGCAGAACUGUGGCACCGAGAAGGAGAGGCGCUAUGCCCGCAAGAUUGAGCCCAUCCGGCGCAAGGGCAACUACCUUCUCUGUUCGUUGCUCCUGGGGAACGUGCUGGUCAACACCUCCCUCACCAUCCUUCUAGACAACCUCAUCGGGUCCGGCCUCAUGGCGGUGGCCUCCUCCACCAUUGGCAUUGUCAUCUUUGGGGAGAUCCUACCUCAGGCCCUGUGCUCCCGACACGGGCUGGCUGUGGGUGCCAACACCAUCAUUCUCACCAAAUUCUUUAUGCUGCUCACCUUCCCCCUCAGUUUUCCCAUCAGCAAGCUCCUGGACUUUUUUCUGGGCCAGGAGAUUCGCACUGUUUACAACCGGGAGAAGCUGAUGGAGAUGUUGAAGGUGACGGAGCCGUAUAAUGACCUCGUGAAAGAGGAGCUCAAUAUGAUCCAGGGUGCCCUGGAACUCCGCACCAAAACCGUAGAGGAUAUCAUGACUCAGCUCCAGGACUGCUUCAUGAUCCGCAGCGAUGCCAUCUUGGACUUCAACACCAUGUCCGAGAUCAUGGAAAGCGGCUAUACCCGCAUCCCGGUGUUCGAAGAUGAGCAGUCCAAUAUUGUAGAUAUUCUCUACGUCAAAGACUUGGCCUUUGUGGACCCUGAUGACUGCACCCCGCUCAAGACAAUCACUCGCUUCUACAACCACCCGGUGCACUUUGUCUUCCAUGACACCAAGUUGGAUGCCAUGCUGGAGGAGUUCAAGAAGGGGAAGUCCCACCUGGCCAUCGUGCAGAAGGUAAACAACGAGGGUGAGGGUGACCCCUUCUACGAGGUCCUGGGCCUGGUCACCCUGGAGGACGUGAUCGAGGAGAUCAUCAAGUCAGAGAUCCUGGAUGAGUCCGACAUGUACACCGACAACCGAAGCCGGAAGCGGGUGUCCGAGAAGAACAAGCGCGACUUCUCCGCCUUCAAGGAUACGGACAGUGAGCUCAAAGUGAAAAUCUCCCCGCAGCUCCUCCUGGCUGCUCAUCGCUUCCUAGCCACAGAGGUUCCCCAGUUUAGCCCCUCCCUGAUAUCAGAGAAGAUCCUGCUGCGGCUGCUCAAGUACCCAGAUGUCAUUCAGGAACUCAAGUUUGAUGAGCAUAAUAAGUACUACGCCCGCCAUUACCUGUACACCCGAAAUAAGCCGGCCGACUACUUCAUCCUCAUCCUGCAGGGGAAGGUGGAGGUGGAGGCAGGGAAGGAGAACAUGAAGUUUGAGACGGGCGCCUUUUCCUACUAUGGGACUAUGGCCCUGACCUCGGUCCCCUCCGACCGUUCCCCAGCCCACCCCACCCCACUCAGCCGCUCAGCCUCCCUCAGUUACCCAGACCGCACGGACAUCUCAACUGCAUCAGCCUUGGCAGGCAGCAGCAACCAGUUCGGCAGCUCUGUCCUGGGCCAGUACAUCUCUGACUUCAGCGUCCGGGCCCUUGUGGACUUGCAGUACAUCAAGGUCACUCGGCAGCAGUACCAGAACGGGCUGCUGGCCUCACGCAUGGAGAACAGCCCUCAGUUUCCCAUAGACGGGUGCACCACCCACAUGGAGAACUUGGCCGAGAAGUCUGAGCUGCCCGUGGUGGAUGAGACCACGACUCUUCUCAACGAGCGUAACUCCUUGCUACACAAAGCCUCCCACGAGAGUGCCAUCUGACAGGAGGGCCCGGGGCCCUCCGCCUACCCUGCGGGGGCCUCCCCAGUGGGCCCACAUGAAGAGAGGGAACCUGUUAGUCCAGAAAGGUUGCAGAUAGAUAGCCUGUCUGACUGAGCAACCAGAUGGCCCCCAGCCUGUGGGGGAUCUGGCCUCUGCCAGGGACCUCUGAGUAGCUCUGAGGUGGCACUGUCCAGCCCUGGAUAGGUGGGGCAGUGGGCCAGCUACCAUGAGCAAAGGCUGUUUUUUACUGAGAGUAUUUCUAAACUAGGCUCAUCGCUCUUCUUUUUAAAUAUCAUUUUGGGAAGGGAAGACAGGGUUAAGGAACUUUAUUUAAAAUUUUUUUUUUCCCUAAAAACUAUAAAAGAAGAAGGGUUUCUUGUCCUGGGAAGCAAUGGAUAUGAUCUGCUCCCAGCCAUGGCCUUCCAGCUUGUGUCCCUGAUUGCGGGAGCUCUCCCUUCCACCUCCUCUUCCUCCUCCGGAGGUGCGAUUCCAGAGCCUGCCGGUGGAGGCUUGUCUCUUGGAAGGAAGACAGCUCUUCACAGGAAGCAGAGAACCAACUGGUAUGGAGAUCAGCUGCCUGGGCACCUGCGCCGUAGCUUGUCUGACAAUGCUGAGGCCAGGAGCUCCUGGGUAGCUGUGAUCAGGGACAUGAUAAUCCAAGCUAUGGAGAGGAGCACAUCUGCUGUCAACCGCUGUACCCAGAAAUCUCCUAGAACUCUGCCGACAGCCUCUCCUGGUGAGUCAGGACUCGGCUGAGGACAGACACAUCCCCACCCUGCCUGCCAUCCAGCCCUUUGGACAACUGGCCCCUUCGUGACGGGGCAGACUCAAGUGUUAGGCAGGGUCUCAGGCCUUCGAUUGCUCACCCCUGCUCCCCAGGCCCUGCCCUCACUUUUACCAAAGGUUCCCCAUCGGCAGGAGGGCAUCUACGUUGGAGGUGACUUGUCUGGGUUCUUCCUUUUGGUUCCGGAAGGAACUGUCAGUCAUCGGCAUCUGCGUUGUUAGCAGUCAGUACCACCCCCGCCCCACAAUGAGAGUCAAGGCUGACUUGUUGACUGAAGCCUUUUUCCCAGAUUCCUUAUUUCGAAUCCCCAAGCCUCAGUCCCUCUUGGGGAUGGGGACAAGAGGACGUGUGGGAAGCCACGGAAGCAGGUUCUUUAUGUCCUUUCCUCUGUGGCUGGCAAGGCUCACCUGGCCUUAUCCACCCACUUAUGGAACCUCAGGAGAGGACAGCUCCUCCUAAAGGCAUGCAGCUUGCAACCCUGCUUUCUCACAGGCGUGAUCCUAGUGUGAGAGGUCGUUCUGCCCUUGCUGAAGUUAGUAGUACUGUACCAAGAGCUCUGCCCCCAUGUGAAUUGCUGCCCUGGUGCCUCUUCCCUGGGGCUGAAUCAGGCCCUGCUGCAGAACUCCAGGUUUCCCAGAGUCGGGGAGGCUGUGGGACCAAGGUCCCUGUUGGCCCUUCUGCUGAGUGCAGCAGGAGCUGGGUCCUGAGAGCCUGGCCGGUGAAACUGCAGGCUUUCUGCCUGAGUAUUAUUUAUUCACUCCUUUCCUCACCCCAAGUGCCCUGCUCCCCAGGUGCCUAGAGAAUCCUAACUCUUAGGACCAGGGAUUAUCUUGCACCAAGUAUGCCUACCCCUGGCCAGUCUGAGGUCUCCUAGCCAUAGAACUGACUCCUGGAAGCCUGGAGAGAAGGUGGUGACACCCGUGGGUUCUCAACUGUAAGGAAAAAAGACACCAGACUUUUGUUCCCUAUUGGGGGAAAGCCCUUAGUCUUCUCCAGGAGCAGCUUGCUCCCAAGUCCUUUUGGAAGCUGGAAGAGCUGUACUCCUGACAGCCUGACUGCCAGGUGGAGCAAAAGACGUUGGUGGGGGUGUGGGAAGCAAAAGGGGCAGGUGUACACACCUCCACAGUGACCUCUGUGCACACGGUUACCGCCAACUGGCUGACCACCCUCUUCCCUGGCCCAUUGAUCAUCCCUUCUCACAGAGGGUCAUCAUUAUUUCCAAAUAUUGUUGGUCUGAUGACUUCCUCCUCCCAGUGCAAUUUUUCACUUCCUAUUUCAACCUCUGGUUCCUGGGAUGAGCCAUACCCUGGAACUGUCCCGCCCGCUGUGUCUUCCAUGUAAGGGAGACCUUUGCAAAUGGCAUCCAAAUGGGUAGGCAGGUCACAGCCGCCGUAUUUAUUUUGCAUAAUAUUUUAAUUUGUAUAUUUUUGUGAUUUACUUUGGCGUUAUGAGUUUGACUCUCGGGGAGUUUUGUUGUUAUGACUCUUGUGUCUUUUGUCACAAAACAAUGAUAAUAUUUGCUAAAGGAUAUAUGGAAUUUAUUUUUGAUUGGUAAUAAAAAAUGAAAUAUGUAUAAA